Messenger RNA from Pararge aegeria (speckled wood butterfly), 2852 nucleotides. RefSeq lists its product as uncharacterized. Gene Ontology annotation, molecular function: GTP binding; GTPase activity. NCBI's taxonomy places the organism in Eukaryota, Metazoa, Arthropoda, Insecta, Lepidoptera, Nymphalidae. Bases 284 to 1549 code for a protein of 421 amino acids. The transcript has 4 exons. The record is from RefSeq and is a predicted model, not a curated record. Gene Ontology annotation, biological process: small GTPase-mediated signal transduction.
GGGAGCAGCUGCAUUCGAAUCGCGAAACGGUCGUAUACCUGAACAGGUAAUAGAAGCAACAGGUCAUUUCAUCCGCCGAGGGGAGCUCCGCGCCGCACGAGCGGCUGACUCGAUCCCAGCCUAAUAACCACGCUAGUCGUGUUCUGCCUUUCACGGUGGGUGUAUGUCGGUUGGCGCUCCGCUGUACGCAGACUUUCACGCGAGUGAUUAUAUCGCGGUUUCAAGUUAUGUGCGCGAACGCACGCUUCAAUAACCCGCCGCUCAUUCGAUCGUGACAGUGCCAAUGUCUCCCAGUCUAGAGGGGAUCAUGUUCAACAGGAACGCAAACCUGUCAGCGCGACGGCCGCUGCUUGCUGAACCGCAAAAGCCUGUGGUGAUCCCACCGAGAGCACCGCCCCGAGACUAUGGUCCGCAGAGACCUUUACCCGCACCUCGGAAUCUACCACCCGAUUGUCACUACGACUACAAGACGGAGUGCUGGAAGCCGUCGAACGUCGAAAUCGAAAAACGACUGCAGGAGACGAGAGCUCGGGAGAAGAUCGGUUACUUUCAAGACAAAAUAACACCUCCCGAGUUGAAUUUGGACCGUAGGGAGGCGGAGUUAGUGUUCAGAUUCGACCCUCACGCGUCCGCUGAAUAUUUAUCGGGUCAGUAUCAAGCUCCCACAGUUCAAUAUGCAAAGCCCCCGACGCCGGUAAACGGGUUUGCUAACCGUCUACCGGAGAGAGACGGCCCUUUUGUGUUUGGAGUCCACAGCCCUAGCCAGUUUCCUAUUCCGCGUCGGGAUGAGGACGACUACGAUUAUUCCGAAGUGGCCGAUGAGAAUGGUCGUCCUGUGAUACGAGACGAUGAGUCUGCAAACUUAAAUUGCUGUGAUAAAGUGAACGAGUGGGCUGUGCGGGAUAAGAAAAGCCGAAGGACAUUAAAUCGAAUGUUCCAAAUCAAAGAUAGGCGAAAAGUGAAAGGUGGGAAGAAGGAGAAGAUUAAGUGUGUGCUAGUGGGUGAUGGAGCUGUAGGAAAAAGUUCUUUAAUAGCUGCGUACGCGCAGGACACAUUCCGGGAAGAUUAUCAACCCACGGCGUACGACACGUUUAAUGUUGUGGUGGACGUUGAUGAUCGGCCAGUCUGCGUAGAAAUCUGUGAUACUGCGGGGCAGGACUCAAUGUCUGAGCUCCGAGCCCUCUGCUACCCGGGUACUGACGUGCUCAUGCUGUGUUUCUCCGUGGUGCGACCGGAGACAUUCCGGUCCGUUGCCGAGCGGUGGACGCGAGCAGUCGCCGGUGUAAACGCCCCUCUGGUCCUUGUGGGGACCCAAAGUGAUUUGGCGCUUGAUGGACGUACGAUACAAGCUUUAAGAGCCCGUGGCGAGCACGCGGUCACAGAAGUGGAGGCGAGGGCCCUGGCAGCAAAAAUAAACGCCGUCUAUGUUGAGACCUCCGCGAAAACGAGGAGACAGCUGAAAGACGCUUUCGACGCCGCCAUCUUGGCGGGGCUGCCAGUUAUAUCGAGCAAACGACCCUUUUGGAAGAAACUUUUGUGUUUAAAUUGACAUUAACUUAUGUUCAAUUAGAUGGUUUCGAAGGCAUAAUAUAUUACUCUCUGUGGAUCAAUUAGAAAAGUAAAUAUCUGAAUUUAAAUAUCGCUGAAAAUCAGUAGGGAAGAGUUAUUUUUCAUCUACUUGAUCGUUAUUUCGUUAAUGUGAAUAACUUACACAGUGCUUACAAAAAUAAAUGUCUUAACAUAUCUUUACGGGUACAUAGAAAAUCUACUCUAAAAUCUAGAUCAAUGAAACUUCAAUGUGUUAUGGACCAGCCAUUGCAUGGACUUAGUGCGCUAAAAGUCAAACAAGCUCAUAAAUGUUGAAUAAAGACCGAAAAGCUUAUUAGGCGAUUGUAAAAUAGGCCUCUAGUAUAACAAAGGUAAACUUUAAUACUGCGUCGCUAGUUCCUUUCUUUGUGCUUGAACUUGGCUGACACGCUAUCGCGUGUCUUGAUCAAGUGAUAGACGUAAAAAGACUGGCAGGCACUGAUAGAUUAUUUAUUAGACAAAUAUAUGUCACAAACUUUCCUUAACGCUUCUCAAGCUAUACCUACCUGCCUAAUUGUCGUGAGUGGUUCCAAAGACACAUGAAAGGUUAAAUUGCUGAGUCAAACCAUGUGAACUUAGCGUUUACAAGAAGUGCGCGUUCGAUCGAGAGUCUUGUGAUUAGACCCAGGCAGAUACCGAUGCGACCCAAUCCACGUCCUUAGCCGGUUUUAUGUGUUGGUCCUACAUGAAAGAUUAUGUUCUUUUUUUUUGCUCAUGUUUAUUUCAUAGGCCAAGAUAUUUAAUGAAUGGUAGAACGUAUACAUAGUAUUUUUUUUUACAAAUGAAUUUAUUAAAAAUAAUAUUUCAAUAGAAUGCAAUGUUUUAAAGUAAAAUAUGUUCUUUUAAUAUUCAUAAUAAAUAAAAUAACUCCAAAGAGUAUCGAACUGUUGAUGGAAGGAAGAAUGCGUUAUAUUGCAUGAUUAAGUAGGUAUGUGCCUUUAUCUAGAAUUAUAUUGUUAUGACUCUAAAUUUUACAUUUCACUAUAGCCAAACAAAAAGUAAACUGAGUAAAUAUGGCAGAACUUCAAAAUACUGUCAUUUCCUUAAUUUAACAAAGCAAUGGAAAGAGAUGGAUUGAAUUUUAGUAUGGUCAAUAGAAUCGUUAUUUUUUGUGUGCAUGAUUGAUUGGUAUAAGAUAGUUUUGUGGUCAAAAAAGUUUUUGUGUAAAAAAGUUAUAUAGGCAAAUAAAAAUGAUAAAUAAUUAUAAAAUAAUAAAUUUAUGAAAUACUUAAAUUAGAAAUGUGAUCACGAAAUAUUGUUAACUU